AGAACAUGGCUCCGGCUGUCAACAUUUUGAGCCCAGUGUUUCUGUCAGCACUCUUGAUGCUGGUUGGUGUUGGAGGGGCAGCAGCAUCUGACCUGCAUGUCUAUGGGAAAUCAAUCCACAGUGAUAAAACUUUGCUGAGUAUCAAUGAUGGACGACACACUGUGAACAAACAACCACACCAUCAGACAAGAAGGGAAAUCCGCAGGAGUUUGGAUCUUAAGAGCCUCAAUGCACAUGUGACCCCCACCACCAGCAAAAUCAGCCUCCCGAAUUUCAUCAAGCUCCACCCGCUCCCUGCCAACCCCGUCCUCCUGCAUGCCAACAUGCCCAUGCGCUUCGGAAGAGAGAGUAUUCCUGAUAAUGACAAGGACCCAAAAUUGACCCCCAACAUGCCCCAGAGGUUCGGGAGGUCCUGGGAGCUGAUUCGAAUGUGUGCGGAGUGCCCUGAUGGCCGAGCAGCACUGAACCCAGUGUUGCCUCAGAGAUUUGGGAGAAGCGGCCCAUACUGGAGCCUUCUUAGGACUCUGGCCAACGUACCAUUAGUAAAGAAUGGCCUCCACAGGCCUGACGUUUUUGACUUUCCAGCCAGCUCAGAAGAGAUGGAGAUACAGGAAAAGACUGUUGAAGGAUGAAAGAAGAUGAGAGAGGCCAACGGCGAGGUCUGCAUGUAAAUGUCAGCAAAUAGUGUUUUUACUGUGAAGACGAGUGUUAAACUGUCAAAAUGUUCAAG
Messenger RNA from Etheostoma spectabile (orangethroat darter), 730 nucleotides. RefSeq names its product neuropeptide VF precursor (gene npvf). NCBI's taxonomy places the organism in Eukaryota, Metazoa, Chordata, Actinopteri, Perciformes, Percidae. Gene Ontology annotation, molecular function: signaling receptor binding. Gene Ontology annotation, biological process: neuropeptide signaling pathway; negative regulation of gonadotropin secretion. The record is from RefSeq and is a predicted model, not a curated record. Bases 6 to 632 code for a protein of 208 amino acids. The transcript has 3 exons.